AUUUUUUUUUUUUUUAAAUUGUGUAUUAUUAAAGAUCUUGUGUUCUAUGUGUUUGAUUAAGUGUAAAGGGGCUAGCUUGAUGAGUAAUUUGUAUGAUCUUGAGGAUUGAAGAUCAUAAGAGGGCAGUUUUGGGGGUUGAUUAUCUGGUUAAUUGCUGUAUAUUUUGCUAUAGUAACUUUUUUUUUUGUGUAGAAUAUGUAUUUUUGGGAAAUCUUUGAAAAGGGUCUUAUCCCGUAGAGUUACCCAGUAUCUGUGCUGGUAGGAAGUAGCUGGUAAGGUACCUGGUGGGAUAGGAGCUAUGAAAGCAGGGUCGGUCAACAUUUGUUACCGAAAAAAGGGGGCGUACCCUGUACAGAAGUAGCACUCUACAGAAGAUCAAGCAAGAUUGGAUGGCCUGCAGCUUGGUUUAAAAGUUUCAAGAUUUGUUCAAGAAAGUGCUUAUAAGGGAUGUCGAGUGGAAGCUAUACACACUGGUGCCACAGAUGCAGGCAGCCAAUUCGUCCUCGAGGGUCUAAUUGUCUUUGCCCAAAUUGUGGCGGAGGUUUCGUUGAAGAGCUCGAUGACGUGGUAGGUGCUAGAUCUAAUAAUAUUGAGGAUGAUCCUCAUUUUGGAUUAAUGGAUCCUUUCCCGGACCCAAGAUUUGGUAUAAUGGAUGCCCUUGCUGCGUUCAUGAGGCAGAGAAUGGCAGGAAGAAAUCCUAAUUUUGACAUUAGGACAAGAUCCGGCAUUGUUCCCGGAAACGGGAGGGGUUUUGGUUCUGGUCCAUGGUUGAUAUUUCAUGGCCAAACUCCUGUUAGUAUGACGGAAAAUGAUGCAUUUGAGUACUUCUUCAAUGGAACCCCGGGAGGAGGAAUGGGGCAGCACCGACGACCUAAUUUCGAUGAUUUGAUGGGGCCCGGGCUGCAACAGUUGAUUGAGCAGCUCAGUAUGAAUGAUAGGCAAGGCCCAGCUCCGGCACCUCGUUCUGCAAUAGAUGCUUUGCCUACUGUCAAGAUCACACAAAGGCACCUCAACACUGAUUCUCAAUGCCCGGUUUGUCAAGAUAACUUUGAAUUGGGUUCUGACGUGAAGCAGAUGCCAUGUAAGCAUAUUUACCAUUCAGAUUGUAUCAUACCUUGGUUGGUUCGGCACAACUCGUGCCCUGUUUGCCGUCUUGAGCUGCCUUCCCGAGCUUCUGGGAGUGCCAGAACUGGAAACGUUAGCAGUGGAAGCAACAGUAGUAGCAGGGAAAACAGCGGUCAGAACCAGGGAAGGAGGAAUCCUUUUUCAUUUUUGUGGCCUUUUCGCUCGUCCAACCAAAACACUGGCAAUUAUGCUGAGAGGGGAGGAGGAAGUAGCUCAACAGCACCCUAUGAAGAGAACAACGAAACAAAUUACCCUGCGUGGCGCUUUUGAAUAUUAAAUUUUCUUUCCAGCAUCUUGAAUUUUGCCUUUUGUUGAGUGCUAGAUCUUGAAAUUAAGUAUCCUAGAUGGAGUCAGAAGUGUUUUUACUAUGUUGUAAUAUGUGAUGGAAGAAGUUCUUGAAAAGGUGUAUAGGUGGGAAACAUCUUGAAAUGGUUUAAGGGACUUCUGUACAUGAUGUUCUCAAAAUGUAUCAUGAUACAUCUUCUGUUGAUAAUAAAUUUGCUUCUAGUUAGCAUA
This is a messenger RNA of Lycium barbarum (goji berry), 1641 nucleotides long. Its product is annotated as probable E3 ubiquitin-protein ligase RHC1A. Bases 448 to 1395 code for a protein of 315 amino acids. Gene Ontology annotation, cellular component: cytoplasm. NCBI's taxonomy places the organism in Eukaryota, Viridiplantae, Streptophyta, Magnoliopsida, Solanales, Solanaceae. Gene Ontology annotation, biological process: protein ubiquitination. The transcript has 2 exons. The record is from RefSeq and is a predicted model, not a curated record. Gene Ontology annotation, molecular function: ubiquitin protein ligase activity.